AUUCCCGCUACAAAUCAGCGAAUCUCCGCUACAAAUCAGCGAAUCUCCGCUACAAAUCGGAAUCUGGGGGCCGGAGCUCGAAUAUCCAACGUCCAACGUCCAACCAACUCCACCGCGGUGUUUUACGGCUAGUUAGCUGUGUAACUUAGCGAUGUGAGCUAAGGGUAACGCUCCAGUAUCAAUUUAGCCUGGCGCGAUAUAAUAUGGAUAAGCAAUAUAUUGUAGUAUGUUGUUAUUAUUUUCAGGAAUAUAAAAACGGAAUAAUUAAUAUCACAUCGCUAUUUUUGUAUGGCGAAAAGAAGAGAACUCUUGCUUAUACAUGAAAGGCUUUGCCAACGUCUCCAUGGCCCAAUGAUGCGCCGCCACUGGCUGCUGGUCGGCGCUUGCGGAUGGGUUCUGCUUAUUCUCAUGUUCGUCAGCAAAUUCAUCAACUUCAGCUUCAGGAUGCCAGACGACUAUGGAGGGAGACCUGUGCUUUUAAACUGGACCUCUCCAGCCAUAAAGACUGUAAACCCUCUAAAUCCGCUUUUACAGAACGCAGCCUCACAGCCAUCUGCAGCGUCUUCAGGCGGCCCAACUCAGGAGGAGCUCUCAGACUGGGAGUCGGUGAUGGCGCAGCGUUUGCAGCUUUCAUCCAGUGUUUGCAGGAACUCCUCUCUCUGGAACCUCACACACACUCCUUUACGCAAGUUCGUCCUCGACCGCAUCUUUGUGUGCGACAAACACAAGAUUCUUUUCUGCCAGACGCCCAAGGUGGGCAACACGCAGUGGAAGAAGGUUCUAAUUGUCCUCAAUGGAAAGUUCUCCAAGGUUGAAGACAUACCCGAGAAUGUGGUCCAUCACCAUGACACAAACGGUUUACCUCGCCUGUCCUCUAUGAGUGACUCAGAGAUCACGGAAAGAUUAAACACAUAUUUUAAGUUCUUCAUUGUCCGAGACCCAUUCGAGCGCCUCAUAUCAGCCUUCAAGGAUAAGUUCCUGGAGAACCCACGCUUCGAACCGUGGUACAAGCAAAACAUUGCCCCCGCCAUUAUCCGCAAGUACCGCAAAAAUCAGCGCAACUCCUCCGGGAGCGCUGGUCUGCACUUCGAGGACUUUGUGCGCUACCUGGGUGACAAGCCGGGGCGAAAACAUCUCGACCGCCAGUUCGGAGAGCACGUCAUCCACUGGUUAACAUACACUGAACUCUGCGCUCCCUGUGACAUUUCCUACGAUGUGAUCGGCCAUCACGAGACACUUGAGCAAGAUGCACCGUUUAUCCUCAAAUCUGCCGGAAUCGAGGACUUGGUAUCGUAUCCCAGCAUCCCUAAAGGCAUAACGCGCUACAACCGAACCAAGGUCGAGCAUUAUUUCUCUGGCAUCAGCAAGAGAGACAUACGACGCCUUUAUGCUUGCUACCAGGGGGAUUUUAACCUUUUUGGGUACCAGAGACCUGACUUUCUGCUUGACUGACAUCUGGAUCUAUUAGAAAGUUUUUUUUUUGUCGUUGUUUUUUUUUUUUUUUUAUCAGAAACAGCAGGUCUUAUGUCACUCUAGUCUUCCUGUAACUUCCACUCCAGCGCAAAUAAGGCGCGUUAAACCUGUAUGGUUUGUAUCGUUUACAGAACCGUAAUAAUGAAACUACUGUAAAGUAAAUAACAGAUAAAUUAAACAUUAUCUUAACGAUUAGUAGUUUUUCUCUAUUAAUCCAGUUGUAUAUUGAAAUGUCAUCCGAUUUUCUGUCUCUCAGACUCUCCCUACAGAAACAGUUGCUUACUAAUAGAACAAUAAUGCUAAUGAUUCCCAUCAUAACUUUUUAUUAAACAUUAA
Messenger RNA from Clarias gariepinus (North African catfish), 1809 nucleotides. RefSeq names its product carbohydrate sulfotransferase 10 (gene chst10). Gene Ontology annotation, biological process: carbohydrate biosynthetic process; proteoglycan biosynthetic process. The record is from RefSeq and is a predicted model, not a curated record. The coding region runs from base 289 to 1452 and encodes 387 amino acids. The transcript has 6 exons. NCBI's taxonomy places the organism in Eukaryota, Metazoa, Chordata, Actinopteri, Siluriformes, Clariidae. Gene Ontology annotation, cellular component: membrane. Gene Ontology annotation, molecular function: sulfotransferase activity.